Molecule: messenger RNA, 594 nt
Organism: Didymodactylos carnosus
Lineage: Eukaryota; Metazoa; Rotifera; Eurotatoria; Philodinida; Philodinidae
Source: the annotation of a GenBank genome assembly
AUGGAUAGUUGCUGGUGUUCUAAAAUUGAAACAAAUUCUCCACAACAGCAAGCCUCAAAAAACGUUCAAUAUAAUGAUUAUCAAAUAAUCGAUACCACUCAAUCACAUGCAUCAACAACUCAAACUCCUUUAGCAACAAAUAACAAUUCUUAUUAUCAACCUAAUCAAAAACCAUCCCAAGUACUACCACAUACAAAAUUACCUAAUCAAAAUACACCAUCAAAUAAUACAUCUAAUUCAACUGAGGAUGAAGUUGAUGAAGAAGAUAGAAAUCAAGAUGAUGGAGAUAUGGACAAUGAAGAUGAUAUUUAUAAUGAAGACAUUGACGAUGCGUACAGUCGAUAUGAACGAGAGCAAGAAGACACUCUGAAUAUGAUGAACGAAUGUAUUCAGUUUCAAAACAAUCCAACUACAUCAUAUCCCAGUAAUGCACAUAUUGUAUAUCUAAAUCCUGAAGCUGCUGAAUUUCGACCAUCUGGAAGAUCCUUCAAUAAUACAUCAAGUUCACCAUUUACCACUGAUGUGUUAUCUAACUUGAAUGUUUCAACAACAGCAGAUGAUGCGCCCUCAAUAUCGGCCAGCAAAAAACAAUAG